Messenger RNA from Spodoptera frugiperda (fall armyworm), 2023 nucleotides. RefSeq lists its product as uncharacterized. The coding region runs from base 164 to 1846 and encodes 560 amino acids. The record is from RefSeq and is a predicted model, not a curated record. The transcript is spliced from 4 exons. Lineage: Eukaryota; Metazoa; Arthropoda; Insecta; Lepidoptera; Noctuidae.
CACGUUUGACGUAAUUAAAGUCCAUCAUCAAUCCAUCAUGCAUGAAGUAAAAGAUAUUGUAUUUUGGAUUGCUUGAAAUUAUUAUUUACUUUAUGAGUUUGCAUAAGAUAUGUAUUGAAUCAUAUUUAAUACAGUUAUUGUUAUAGACUAUGAAUCAACUGUCAUGAAUAAUAUUAAUAUAGAUAAAACUAUUGAACAUGUUGAGAAUAUAGUCAAAAACAAUCAAUGUAGUGUCUGUGUCAAGACAGAUGGUCAGCGAUUGAGAUAUUCCUGUGGACAUACAGCAUGUGAUGAUUGUGUUGUUGAUGUCUUAGACUGCUGUAGCAUUUGCUUAACACCACCUCAGGCUUCCUCUCCGCAGCCCAGGCUUGAUGAUGUAUUGACACAGCGAGUGAAGAAUGCAUCAACACUUUUAAGAGAAUGUCAGAAAUUGUUUAAUACCGAUGCAUUCACACGUAAAAGAUUAUCAGAGCGAUUGAGAAUUGAAAAAGAAUUGUUCCCGGAAUGCAUUCAAGCUCCAGUCAAAUAUGAGAACAAAAGAAAAAGCUCAUUUAAUUUGAGUAAAAAUAAAGAAAACAGGUUGCCUUCAUUUUUACCUGGGGAAGCAAUAUCACAAUUAGACGAAGAUAACACAAUGGAAAAUUCUUUCAAAUAUGUCCAGCAGUGGCUCAAUAAAAACGAUAAUGAUUUUGUGAGGAAACCAUUUAGAGAUUUAAAUGUCAACACACAAUUGGAUCAUAGUGUAAAACAUUCCAGUAACCAAUAUAAGACACAAAAUAAAAUUGAUAAAAAUUUGACAGAUUCUAAAACAAACAGAAAGAGAACUCAUUAUAAAACUACUGUAAGCAACAAAUCUUUUAUAAGCUCAAAAAGGAAAUCUGUAAUAGAUCAAGAUAUUAUCAGUCCUAAGAAAAUUAAAAAAGAACAACCACCUAGAGCAGCUUUGAACAAACAUGGAACAAAUACAGAUAAUGAUAAUGAUGAAAGUGGUAUAUUUAUGGAGAAUGAUCCCAUUGUAAUAGAUGAUUCACAGGAAACAGCUAUUGACAAAGAUAGAAAUGCAUGGCUUGCUGUGCUUGAAGCCAAUAAAUAUGAACAAAAUGAAUCUACCUCAGUAGUACACUUAGAUUGUAGUGAACCUCAAACUUUUAUCCCUGUUAAUAAAGAGAUUGCUGUCGGGUCUGAAGGGAAACAAACCAGAAGAACCCAAAAUGUACCUUUCUAUAAAAAAAGUUAUAUCACAGAAACAUGUACACUUUGUAAUGCUGAUAGAAAUGCAACAGCACAAACAGAAGAUGUAAAAAUAACCAUUGAUAAUGCUGAUUUCACAACUACAAUAAAGAUCCUCAAUAGUACUGACAAUGGAUCUAAGCCGAAACCAACAAAUUCAGUUUUAGUUCAAACUGAUAUUUCUGAAACCAUCAAUGGUGAUGAUUCUGCAGUAGCAAAUUUGAAUGACAUAAAUGAUAAGUUUGAAGAUGUUGCACAAAAAUCAGAUGCACAAAGUGAAGAUUUAUUUGGAGAGGAAGGUGGCCAUAAUGAAAAUGAUAAUGAUAGACCAAGUCAUGAUUAUAAGUGCUUAGUAAUUGCAGAAUCUGAUAGUGAUAUGGAAUUAGAGAGAAGUGGUCCAUUGCCAGUUAAAGUUGAUGUCCAUAGAUCUUGUGAUGAAACGGAUUAUGGAAUCCUGAGUGAAAUUGAAAACAUUCAGGAACAUAGCACUAGGUCCAGGCGUGGUCCACGAGGGCUCACACCCACUAGUACUGACUCUUCAGAGAAAGAAAAUUUUAAUCCUAACAGAAUGAAAAAACAAACUAAUAAAAAGAAAAAAUCUUCAAAAAAAUUAUGAACAUGUUUUUGUUUUUUAAAUUUAGCAAUCUUAUUUUAUUGUCCAAUGUGAAUCUAUAAGUUAGAUGUAUUUGAAAUGUAUUUCAAAAUGUAAGUUAAGUAUUCAUUAUUUCUUAAGGAUACCUACUCUGUUUGUGCCUUGUUAUUUUAAAAGUAUAAUUAUAUAUUUUUAUAACUA